CUACCAUACACCACAUUACAGUCUCACAAUUAUAGUACUGCAAAACUAAUCAAAAUGGUUCUGGCAACUCCUGCCAUCGGCAAAUCUGAAAAAAUUCAAGAAUUUCAAAUUCCGGUGAUAGACUUUUCUGCCGAAAGAUCAGAGGUUUGCAAACAGAUAACAAAGGCUUGUGAAGAGUAUGGAUUUUUCAAGGUUAUAAAUCAUGGUAUUCCUGAGAAUUGUAUUAAGAAAUUGGAAGAUGAAGGCACUGAGUUUUUCGGAAAAUCUGCGUUGGAAAAACAAGCCGCUGGACCUGCAAAGUAUCCAUGGGGCUAUGGGAGCAAGAACAUAGGGCUUAAUGGAGAUACCGGAGAGAUUGAAUAUCUGUUGCUUAAUGUUAAUCCUGAUUCUAUCUCCCAGGUCUCGCAAUUUGUUUCGAGUGCCACUGACCCCAUGCAAUUCAGCUCAGCAGUGGAAGACUAUGUGGAAGCAGUGAAGAAACUGGCUUGUAAUAUAGCGGAAAUGAUGGCUGAAGGAUUGGGAAUGACAGACACCUCUGUGUUGAGCAGGCUAAUCAGGGCCGUUGAUAGCGACCUAAUGUUCAGGAUCAAUUACUAUCCACCUCAUGAUCAUCAACUCAACCCCAACAGCAUUGGAUUUGGAGAGCAUUCUGAUCCUCAGUUCUUCACCAUCUUGAGAUCCAACGGCGUGUCCGGCCUCCAGAUCUCCCUGGAGGAUGGGGUGUGGAUUCCUGUUACUUCUGAUCCUGCUGCAUGCUUUGUCAAUGUGGGUGACAUAUUACAGGUUAUGACAAAUGGAAGGUUCAAGAGUCUGAAACACAGAGCUGUGAAUGAUCCAAGCGAAUCAAGAAUGUCAUUUGGCUAUUUCAGUGGGCCACCGCUUGAUGCAAAGAUCACUGCUUCACCGGAGUUCAUCACACCCGACAAGCCAUCUCUUUACAAACCUUUCACUUGGGCUGAAUUCAAGAAGACUGCAUACUCGCUGCGCCUAAAGGAGAAUCGACUCAAGUUCUACGAAUUGAGCUCGAAACAUGAGUAACUACACAACUUCACCCAUUAAGUUAUUUUCUUAUAUAUGGAAUGCGAUUGAGCAAUAAGGUAGUUGAAAUCAAAAUGCAUGCUUUGCUUAACUAGUCGAACAAUAGAUCACCCCAGUGGAACCGCGGUCUAUUUACAAAUGUGUCAUUAAGAUUUAAAUAUUUCAUAAUAUUAUUUUCGACUAAUAUU
Molecule: messenger RNA, 1226 nt
Organism: Daucus carota subsp. sativus
Lineage: Eukaryota; Viridiplantae; Streptophyta; Magnoliopsida; Apiales; Apiaceae
Product: gibberellin 2-beta-dioxygenase 2
Exons: 3
Coding region: 55-1038 (327 amino acids)
Biological process (GO): gibberellin catabolic process; response to light stimulus
Source: RefSeq, a predicted model, not a curated record